Molecule: messenger RNA, 1391 nt
Organism: Daucus carota subsp. sativus
Lineage: Eukaryota; Viridiplantae; Streptophyta; Magnoliopsida; Apiales; Apiaceae
Product: manganese-dependent ADP-ribose/CDP-alcohol diphosphatase
Exons: 3
Coding region: 121-1110 (329 amino acids)
Molecular function (GO): CDP-glycerol diphosphatase activity; 2',3'-cyclic-nucleotide 2'-phosphodiesterase activity; ADP-ribose diphosphatase activity
Source: RefSeq, a predicted model, not a curated record
UUGAGUCCGUAGUUUCUCAAUUCUCUGUCCCUCCCUUAUUCUAUCCUUGUCUUUGCGAUCAGAGAAGAUAUCCAGAUUUACCGCCUCAGGAUUGAUAUGGUUUGUAAUUCAUAGUGCAGCAUGACUCGUACUUUGAAAUUACAGUUGGCCAUGGGCUCUCAAAAUACAUUUGUGAACGCAGAAAGGAACCCUCUUCUUUCAUUUGGGGUGAUAACUGAUGUUCAGUAUGCUGACAUUCCUGAUGGUCACUCCUUUCGCGGGGUUCCACGAUAUUAUAGACACAGCAUUCUUGUUCUACAGAGGGCAGUCCAGAACUGGAACAAGUGUCAGAAGCUUAAGUUUGUUAUAAAUUUUGGAGAUAUAGUUGAUGGUUUCUGCCCAAAAGACCAGUCUUAUAAUGCUGUUCAAAAAGUUGUAAAUGAAUUUGAUAAAUUUAGUGGCCAUGUCUACCACAUGAUUGGCAAUCACUGCCUUUACAAUCUCCCUCGCCAUAAGUUGCUUCCUUUGUUGAAAAUUCCUGCUCCUGACAGACAUGCUUACUAUGAUUUUUCACCAAUCCCGGAAUACAGAUUUGUAGUACUUGAUGGCUAUGAUAUCAGCGCUAUAGGCUGGCCUGAAGAUCAUCCAAACACUGAAAAGGCCUUAAAAUUUCUCAGUGAGAAGAAUCCAAAUUCAGAAAAGAAUAGUCCAGAGGGAUUGGUUAAUCUUGACAGAAGGUUCCUCAAGUUCAACGGGGCAGUCGGGGAAGGACAGUUGGAAUGGUUGGACCGUGUCUUACAGGAUGCAACAAAUUUAAAUCAGAAGGUAGUGGUCUGCUGUCAUCUGCCUCUGGAUCCAGGAUCAUCAUCCAAAGAAGCUCUCUUGUGGAACUAUGACGAAGUAAUGAAUGUGAUACACCGGUACAACUGUGUCAAGGUUUGCCUAGGUGGACAUGAUCAUAAAGGAGGACACUCGAUCGACUCCCAUGGGGUACAUCAUCGUGUGCUAGAAGCAGCCCUUGAAUGUCCCCCAGGCACGGAUGCUUUCGGAUAUAUAGAUGUCUUUGACAAUAGGUUAUCACUUUUUGGUACGGAUCGUAUGGACAGCACUGACAUGGUGUUCACCCCUUGAGUUUACCUAGGUAUAUUGGCCUGUAGAAUUUACCAUCAAUUUUUUGUAGAUAUAACAAAAUAUUAUGUACAUGGGAUAUUCAUAUUGUUUACUUAUGGGAAUAUCUAUGUCUCCUGGGCAGACUAUACUCAUCAAGUGCUAGCUCCUUGAGAAAGUACUGCUCGAUUUUGGAGAUAUCUUCCUUUAAAUAGAGUAUGUCCUGUUGUCUUUUUAGUAUUGCAUGUACAAAUAUUAUGAACGCCAUCAAUAAAAUGACCUCUCCAGGUCCUGUGUCUACUGUC